Messenger RNA from Gamsiella multidivaricata, 1010 nucleotides. RefSeq lists its product as uncharacterized. The record is from RefSeq and is a predicted model, not a curated record. The transcript has a single exon. The coding region runs from base 202 to 795 and encodes 197 amino acids. NCBI's taxonomy places the organism in Eukaryota, Fungi, Mortierellomycota, Mortierellomycetes, Mortierellales, Mortierellaceae.
CGCACAGAGACAUCUCGAGAUGCUGGCACCUUAUUCUGCUCCGCGCACUAUAAAAGGCAUCCUUAGCCCCUGUUCUCCAAGCUCUUUUGAACACCCUUCAUCUGCGUUUCCCACCCACACACCUCUGUCUGUUUACCCAUCCCAAAGCUGCCUCUUCCCUCUCUCCCCUUACAACGUCUCAACCCUCCUCACAACACCACCAUGAAGUUCCUUGCUCUCCUCUCCGCUGUUGCCAUCUCGGCCGUCGCUGCCCAGUCCGCUGAUGACGAGGGUCGUCUUUUCUACACCGAGCCCACCACUGCUACCGUCUGGACCGCCGGCAAUAACCACACCGUCAGCUGGAACAACAAGUGCAAGUCUGAGAACACCGGCGACUUGAACAUUGUUCUCUACCUCGGUACCGGAGCGAACGGCGGCACGGAGCAGGUCCGCGUUCCUGGCAUUGAGGCCAUCGGCAAGUUGAACUGCUUGAAGGGCAACACUGCCACCGUCGUCCUCCCCGCCAACUUGACCACCAGCGAUAAGUAUGCGCUCCACGUCGAUACUGAGCCCCUCCAGUCGUACUCUUCGCCCUUCACCAUUAAGGGCAUUGACCCCCCUGCGGCCUCCUCUGCCGCCGCUUCUACUUCAGCCGCCGCCACCACCACCAUUGUUGCGCCCCCCACUGCCCCAAGCUCGGCUACUCCUUCGCCCAGCAAGGUCGCUGAUGACAAGACCAGCGCUGCUGGAUCGCUCAAGACUCUCGGUGCUGCUGCCGUUGUCUUCGCUGGUGCCGUCAGUGCCUUGUUGAUCUAAUUUGUUCACCAAUCCAGUGUUGCAGACACGUUCUUUUUAUUCCCCGCAUGCCAAUCUAGGAAAGAAUGCGAAUGCAUGAACGCUUAUAUACCUUCCUACGACUCCGACUCCCCUCAUCGCAGCUCUCAUAUCUAGUAAUAAACAGUCAAGUAAUUGCACAACUUAGAAAAAAUAUUAAAUUAUGGCGCGUGUAACCAAGAUAGAGCCGUUGCCAG